Ceutorhynchus assimilis (cabbage seed weevil) is the source of this 899-nucleotide messenger RNA. The record is from the annotation of a GenBank genome assembly. Lineage: Eukaryota; Metazoa; Arthropoda; Insecta; Coleoptera; Curculionidae.
GAAAUACGAAAGUGUGUUGAGAGUGUUCCUGAAAGCUGAAAGUGCAAAAAAUAAAGUACUUAGCAGGAAAAUCGGUAUUUAUUAGGUUUAUUGUUUACUAGCAAUUUUUUUACCGAUAAAUUUAGAAGAUCUGUAGAAACUACUUCAAAUUUGGUAAGCGAUAAAACUUCGAAGUGUUUUUUCACCUCCUAUCGACAACAAAUUUUUCAGUUUUUUAUAAACCAAAAAAUAUGUUCACCCUGUGGUACACGGUCCUGUCAUACAAAGAAUACCGGGACACAAUUUGGGAGAAACUAUCCCCCAAAAAACCUAGAGAAACGGCCAUAGUAUGCCCCCUGCCACCGAAAAAUAAAGAACCAACCCCCAAAUUACCAGUAGUUGAGCCAUCCUCUACACUACCAGUAGUUGAACCUCCAAAACGCACCCCUUCACCUCAAACACCUGAAAUUUUACCUCCACAAAAACCACCCAGAUCGUCCGACGUGCCUCCUCAAAUAGAAAUAUCGAAACCCAAAUCGCCCGAGGUGCCUCCUCAAAAAAUGGAACCCCCACCGAAACCUCCAAGGUCGCCUUCACCGCACCCUAUCAAAGUUGAGGCUCUUGACGAUAUCGAAUUCGAAGAAGAGGACGACGAAGAAAGCGACGAAAGUAGCGAAGCUGAAGAGGAAAAUUCAGUUUUGGUUACUCCUCAAAGGAAGCCUGUUGCUCAAACGGUUAAUGAGUUUAUUAAUCAGGAAAAAGCGACUUAGACAGAUGAGGAAAAUUAUCAAAAGUGCCAUUAUAAAAAUAUAUUGAAAGUGAUUUUUUUAUUGUUACGCUUAGAAGGUAUACAUACACGACUGAUGGAUAUUUUGGAGUUUAAAAAUAUGAUGUUUAAUAAAAUGUAGCUUGAAAUCUUA